This is a messenger RNA of Symbiodinium sp. CCMP2456, 738 nucleotides long. The record is from the annotation of a GenBank genome assembly. Lineage: Eukaryota; Dinophyceae; Suessiales; Symbiodiniaceae.
AUGGAGCUGGUGGACAAGGCAUCGGUAGGGGAGUCGAAGCUCAUCCUCGUUCCAAAGACAGGUCAGAACGUGGCCCUUGCAGACGGUGCCCUCGCCGAUGUGUCUGUAAAGUUCAACAGUGCCCUGGCUGGGGGGCUGGCCUUUUGGCUGGAGGUGGGCGGCAGCCCAUCCACGCCCAUGAACUGCUUUGAGAAGGUUCCCACAGAGCCCUACGUCUGGCGCGGUGUGCCCGAAGGUAGCCAUUUCAUCCGAGCAGUGCUUUGGAAGACAGCAGAUUCCUCGAUGCAGCCCAAAUCCAAAGAGGAUCUCGAAGGCGCUGGCCCCUUCGAAGUCACGCACACCGAGAAGGUGAAUUUCUUUGUUCACCGACCUGAAGAUUUCAAUCCAAGCUACGACUGGCGGAAAGUGGACCCUUGGCAUCGCCUUCCGGAAGGUCUUGAGAUCUCGAUGAACUUGCAAGAAGGCGGUAGCCAAGCACGGAUCCCACAACCCUGGCACUGGGAGCCUCGAGUGGUUGGCCAGGAGGAAAGGCAGCGUGUCGCAGUCAAUGCCGACACGACGAUGUCCGACAUCCUCCAAAGUCUAGGACUCUCAGACUCUACGCACGAAGUGGUGUGGUGUCAGGAGUCUGGCAAACACGAGCGCGUGCUGCAGUCGAAUUGGACAGCUGCUCAGGCUGACCUCUUCAGAUAUCAGAAGCAGAUCGUGGUCCGCAGAUUUGCCACGCUCGUUGACUAA